AUGUGGAUUUGCUCAAAGUCAAGAGGCAUAUGAUGUUGCAGUGAAUGGUUUGUUCAGUACAUUGGAUAGGAUUGAUGAUCACUUGGGUGGUUCGCGGUACUUGUGUGGAGACAGAUUGACUCUUGCGGAUAUUUGCUUGUUUACUACAUUGAUUAGGUUUGAUCUUGUCUACAAUGUUUUGUUCAAAUGCACCAAGAAGAAGCUGCUUGAGUUUACCAAUCUUCAUGCUUACAUGCGUGAUAUUUAUCAGAUUCCAAAGGUUGCUGCCACUUGUAAUUUUCCAGCGAUCAUGGAUGGUUAUUACCAGAUACUUUUUCCAUUAAAUCCUGGCAGCAUUCGACCUGUUAUGCCCGUAGGAUGUGAGCACGAAUUCCUCUCAAGACCUCACAAUAGGGAAUCGAUGUCUUCAGCAGGUAAAAGCGUGCAGCAUGUUUUAUGAGUGGCCUCCCAACACAUGUAGUGUUGUAUAACAUGUUAAGUAAAUAAUAAUCAUCACCAUACUUGUUAAAUAAAAAUGCAUUGUAAUUGUCAAUUCAA
Theobroma umbraticum is the source of this 537-nucleotide messenger RNA. RefSeq names its product Glutathione S-transferase family protein. Gene Ontology annotation, molecular function: glutathione transferase activity. Gene Ontology annotation, cellular component: cytoplasm. NCBI's taxonomy places the organism in Eukaryota, Viridiplantae, Streptophyta, Magnoliopsida, Malvales, Malvaceae. The record is from RefSeq and is a predicted model, not a curated record.